Molecule: messenger RNA, 623 nt
Organism: Carica papaya (papaya)
Lineage: Eukaryota; Viridiplantae; Streptophyta; Magnoliopsida; Brassicales; Caricaceae
Source: RefSeq, a predicted model, not a curated record
UUAUAAAAUCAGCCUUAUUCCUCCAACUUCAUCAACCUCAACCUUCACAAAAACGAGACUACUAAUAUAACCAUCUUACAGUCUCCAAGAUUCCAACUUUACAUACACACAUACAUACAUAUAUAAUAAUGGGUAUCCGUUUGCCAUCAGUGAUACCUAACACAAGGAAAAUUCUGAAGCUGGAGUCUCUUCUUUCCAGAAACCAAACAGAACAUGUUCCAAAAGGCCAUGUUGCAGUAUAUGUUGGAGAAGAAAUGCAAAGAAAGCGGUUUGUUGUGCCGAUUUCUUACUUGAACCAUUCAUCAUUUGCAGACUUGCUCCGGAGAGCAGAAGAGGAGUUUGGAUUCCAUCAUCCCAUGGGGGGUUUGACCAUUCCUUGCCCAGAAGAUACCUUCGUUGAUAUCACCUCUAGGUUGACUUCUUGCUUAUGAGGAGAAAUUAAUUUGAGAUUACAUAAAAAAAAAAAAAUGAAAAGAAAAAGUUUUGGUCAAUUUUUUUUUUAUUUUUUUUUUCCUUAUGUAAAGUUCUUAUUGUUUUUCUUAAUCUGUUCUCUGUUCUUUGUUUUGGGAGAACUUUGUGGUAAAAUCCUUGUACAAAAUUCUCCUCUUGUUUACAAGAGAAUG